Telopea speciosissima is the source of this 1051-nucleotide messenger RNA. Its product is annotated as protein translocase subunit SecA 1. NCBI's taxonomy places the organism in Eukaryota, Viridiplantae, Streptophyta, Magnoliopsida, Proteales, Proteaceae. The record is from RefSeq and is a predicted model, not a curated record. The coding region runs from base 61 to 729 and encodes 222 amino acids. The transcript is spliced from 6 exons.
UAAACCCUAACCGAAGAAGACGAGCCCGUUCCCUCUGUAUAAUUGCGGAGUAACGACGAAAUGUCUCAUCGACGCUUUCUCAACAAUUUUCGCAGACCUGCAACCUUGUUUUCCUCAUCCGAGCUUUAUCACGAUUGUUUUCCCUCUGCAUCGCAGACGCGUUCCAUCUUCUCCACUUCAGCUCUCCAUGGGUCUUGGAUGGACAAGAUCAAAGGUGUCUUCACGGGCGAAAAGACUACUACUCUCCAAACUCAAGUCACCUCCCAAUCUUUCACGCUCCUUAAGUUCGCCGAUGAACUGAAGACUGCGAGGAAAGCAGGGCAAUUCAAGCAAUUCGUGGUGGGUCGUGGCAGUGAGGCGACAUUUGCUGACGCAUUUGAGAAGCAGGAAACAAUAAUUAGAUAUCUUGGAACUUUUGAUCCUACUGGAGAGAAUCUCCAAAGCAGUCAAAAGAAAGAUGCUGCAAAACAUUGUAAUUGUACAAUUGCUGAUGUUGAGAAUGCCUUGUCAAAGUUUACAUGGGCUAAAGAAGCACAGAAAAAGAUAGAAAAGUUAAAGGAGGAAGGUAAACCAAUGCCAAAGUCUUUGGCUGAGGUGCAAAAGCUGAUGGGAUCAACACCAUUAGAUCUUGCCAGAUCUAAUUUGGCAAAGAGUGGGCAAAUAAGUAGGAAUGCACUCUGUCCUUGUGGUUCCAAGAAGAGAUAUAAACGGUGCUGCGGAAAGGACUAAAAAGGAAGGGACCAGGUAAAUGUGUUGUUGGUGCUUUAACAUAGGAAAAGGAUGAUAACCAAUGGAUUGCAGUGUGACUAUCAUCUCCCGCUGUGCUCGGUGUGAGAUUCAUGUGUGGUCUUCUAUCCUGAACACGAGAAAUGUCUACAACCCCCAUCCCUUCCUUGAGCCCCCCAGAAAAACAAAUCUCCUGAUCUCAUCAGCUUGUAAUGCAGCUAGAAAUAAGAAAAGUUCAAGCAUGUUGUUUGUUGUUUCAUGCCGACUCUAAAUUCCCUGUGGGGAAGUGAUUUUAUUAAUCCAAUACUUAUGAGUCCAUAGAUGA